Molecule: messenger RNA, 375 nt
Organism: Lathyrus sativus (Indian pea)
Lineage: Eukaryota; Viridiplantae; Streptophyta; Magnoliopsida; Fabales; Fabaceae
Source: the annotation of a GenBank genome assembly
AUGGACAGACGCAGAGGCAGCAUCCGACAAGUAGUGUUGUCUUCCCCUUCUGUUACUGGCACCACCACCAUAACAAUUGAAAGCUCAGUUCCAUCAUCCUCUUCAUCUCAGCAGGAACAGCAGCAACCUGAAGUCCUUUUUCUCCCCCUCAAUCGCAAGAAGAAGAAGGUCUCGUGGAAAGACGGCACUGUGGACAAUGAGUUCAUGCAGAAAAAGAGUUCCAAGAAGUGUUGUAUCUUUCAUAAAGAGAAGCCCUUCGAUGAAGAUGAUAGUGAUGAAGAUGAUGUACCAAACAGCUCUGAUAAACAUCCCCAUGAUCACGGUGACAGUGGGUUUUGUUGCAAGAAUCAUGAUGAAGCUGGCCCGAGCAGUUAG